GCACAACAACAAGCAACUAAUAUUUUGUGGUUGUUAUUGGUAUUGCGUUCGAGACGAUGCGAUGGCAGCGCUGACAAAUCCAGUGUCUGCGUUUUAGCUUACCGCUGCAAAGUGUUAAUCAUUAUUUUCUAUUGUUUUUUUUUUAGUGUUCUUAUUACUAAUAUUUUUGCAGUUUAGGCGUUUUAUGAUGCGCCAGUCGAGUUUAUCACAUUAGUUGACUGCCAGACGUGCCAGCGACCGCUUCGAGCCCCAGCAGCGACAACAUCAACAACAUGAGCACCCCGCAGCAUAUUUUGCAGCUGAGCGCCGAGCAGCGACGGCAGUUUGUGGACUCGUUUGACUGGGUGUUCAGCGACAUAGAUGGCGUCAUCUAUAACCUGGACACGGAGGUCCCGAAUGCCAGCCAGGCGUAUGCGGCUCUCGAGCGCGCCGGCAAGCGGCUGACCUAUGUGACCAACAACAGCGUGCGCACUAGUGAGAAGACUGUGCGUCGCUUUGCCAAGUCCAACCUGCAAGUGGCGCCGCAGCAGAUCUGGCAUCCGGCCCAGACCCUGGUCUACUAUUUGCGCAGCAUCAAGUUCGAGGGACUCAUCUAUAUCAUGGCCUCGCCGCAGUUCAAGGCGGUGCUGCAGGAGGCGGGCUUUCAGCUGCUCGACGGCCCCAAUCAUUUCAUUGAGGACAACUAUGAGGAUCUGGCGCGCAACAUAUUCGAUAAGCAGCCAGUGCGUGCCGUGGUCAUCGAUGUCGACUUCAAUCUUACCUCGUCCAAGCUGCUGCGCGCCCAUCUCUAUCUGCGUCAGCCGGAUUGCCUGCUAAUCACCGGCGCCACAGAUCGCUUGCUGCCCGUUGGCAAGGGCCUCAACAUCAUCGGACCCGGCGCCUUCGCCUCCAUUCUGGUCGAGGCCAGCGGCAAGCAGCCGAUUGUGAUGGGCAAGCCGGGUCGUGCGCUGGGAGACAUGCUGCUCCAGCAGCACAACAUCAGCGAUCCACGGCGCGUGCUCAUGAUCGGCGAUAUGCUGGCCCAGGAUGUGCGCUUCGGCCGCAUGUUCGGCUUCCAAACGCUGCUCGUGCUAACCGGCGGCUGCACACACGACCAGCUGCUGGCCGAAACAGAUCCCGAACUGCUGCCCGACUACUAUGCCGACAGCGUGUUCGACUUGGUGUCAGUGCUGGCCGAGCUGGUGCCCAAGGCGCAUGGCUAGAUCCGUGCAAGCAUCUAUAUGUUUAUAUAUAUAUAUAUAUAUAGUGUAACGGUUAAAGGUGACCUUGUGUAAUCUUAAGUAGCGUAACCCCAACUUGCCCAUGUACCUAUUCCGCUUUCAUUUUGUUUAUGUACUAUAUAUAUCAAAUUUCCGAUAAGAUAUUGUAUUGAAGCACUUCAACUAUUCUUUCGACUCGGAUCGAUCAAGUUAAUCUUAAUCUCUCUCGCUCCCUCUCUCUUGCCCAUAUUUU
This is a messenger RNA of Drosophila hydei, 1452 nucleotides long. RefSeq names its product pyridoxal phosphate phosphatase. Gene Ontology annotation, cellular component: cytoplasm. The record is from RefSeq and is a predicted model, not a curated record. The transcript has 3 exons. Gene Ontology annotation, molecular function: phosphatase activity. The coding region runs from base 273 to 1202 and encodes 309 amino acids. Lineage: Eukaryota; Metazoa; Arthropoda; Insecta; Diptera; Drosophilidae.